Molecule: messenger RNA, 1901 nt
Organism: Pararge aegeria (speckled wood butterfly)
Lineage: Eukaryota; Metazoa; Arthropoda; Insecta; Lepidoptera; Nymphalidae
Product: glucose dehydrogenase [FAD, quinone]-like
Exons: 6
Coding region: 10-1875 (621 amino acids)
Molecular function (GO): flavin adenine dinucleotide binding; oxidoreductase activity, acting on CH-OH group of donors
Source: RefSeq, a predicted model, not a curated record
AUAAUCAAAAUGCGAAUAUUAAUUUGUACAUACAUUCUCUUAAGUAUAUCCGGCGCUUCUCUAGAAAGGUUCAACAUUUUUGACUUCUGGACAAAUUUAUUUCGACCAUUACCUCUGAAUGAAAAUGAGGGAUUCGUUCCCGAUUACAGUCCGAAAGAUGGACAGGAAUAUGAUUUCAUUAUUGUAGGAGCAGGCUCGGCGGGCUGCGUUUUAGCUAAUAGACUGUCAGAAGUUCCACAAUGGAAAGUACUGCUUCUGGAAUCCGGGGGCAAUGAAAACUAUUUCUCCGAUAUACCAAUUUUUGCUCCAUUCCUUUCAAUAACUCCGAUGAAUUGGGGCUAUACAUCUCAACCGGAGCAGAAAGCCUGUCGAGACCUAAGAGGACACGUUUGCUAUCUGCCAAGAGGUAAAGUACUAGGAGGUAGUAGUGUCUUGAACUUUUUAAUUUACCAAAGAGGCCAUCCCGAGGACUACAACGAUUGGGUUCGGAUGGGAAAUAAUGGUUGGAGUUAUAAAGAGGUGCUGCCAUAUUUUAAGAAAUCCGAAAAUAUUAGAAUAGACAAACUUAGGAACUCAACUUAUCACGGUUCGGGAGGAUAUCUUGAUAUCGAUUAUGCACCAUACAAUUCUCCAUUAAAUUAUGCAUUUAAAGAAGCAGGAGAAGAACUUGGUUACGAAUGGAAUGAUCCUAAUGGAGAUAAUGUAAUCGGAUUUUCAAAACCCCAGGCUACUAUGAGGAAUGGAAGACGAUGCAGUUCAUCCAAAGCUUUUUUAGAACCAGUAAGAUUUAGAAGAAAUUUAAAAGUUUCCAAACAUUCAACCGUGAUUCGGAUAAUUAUCGAUCCCUCAACGAAUGUUGCUAAAGGGGUUGAGUUCAUAAAAAACAAUAAAAGGAGAAAAGUUUACGCUCGUCGUGAAGUGAUAUUAUCAGCUGGAUCUAUUGGAUCUGCUCAACUUCUUAUGCUGUCUGGAGUGGGUCCGGAAGAUCACCUGCGAGAGUUGGGCAUCAAUAAUCUAGUCAAUCUACCCGUCGGUUACAAUUUGCAAGAUCACGUCACGUUUUCAGGAAAUGCAUUCAUUUUAAAUACAAGCGGACUUUGUGUAAAUGAUAUAUUAGCGGCAUCACCAGCAUCCGCAGUAGCCUACAUGACGGGACAAGGGCCUCUGACCAUCCCGGGUGGUGCGGCCGGCCUGGCCUUCACACAAACGAAAUACGCGCUAGAUCUAGCUAAGGGCCGGCCGGAUAUUGAACUGGUGAUGGGCGCAGGAUCUCUCGCUGGCGACCUACUUGGAAUUAUACGAUCUAUGCUUGGUGUCACGGAUAACUGGUACAGAGAGGUUUACGGUUCAUUACCGCUUGAGGAUAGGCAGCGUUCGUUCGCACUCAACCCCAUUCUGAUCCGCCCCCGCAGUGUGGGGCGAGUCACGCUACGCUCCGCUAACUUCAGCGAUCAACCGAAAAUACGUCCCAACUACUUUGAACAUCCAGAUGACUUGCAAGCUAUAAAGGAAGGAGUGAGAUUUGCUCAACGAGUCAUAAACACAAAGGCGUUUCAGCGAUACGGCACGAAGUUGCACAAUACACCGUUCCCGAAUUGUGAAGGCUUCCUUUUCAACUCAGAAGCGUAUUGGGAAUGCGCUAUCAUGCAGACAUCGAUAACUUUGGAUCAUCAGGUUGGUACAUGCAAAAUGGGGCCAGCAGGUGACCACACAGCAGUGGUCUCCCCGCGGUUACUAGUCCACGGCAUUCAAAGAUUGCGGGUUGCAGACGCUUCCAUUAUGCCGAGGAUACCGGCGUCACACACACACGCGCCUGUGGUUAUGAUUGCCGAGAAAGCCUCAGACCUCAUAAAAGAAGACUGGGCGAUUCUUUAACUUUCAAAAAGACUUAAAGGAAUUGU